Cololabis saira (Pacific saury) is the source of this 667-nucleotide messenger RNA. Its product is annotated as histone H3-like. The transcript is spliced from 2 exons. Gene Ontology annotation, cellular component: nucleosome. Gene Ontology annotation, molecular function: DNA binding; protein heterodimerization activity; structural constituent of chromatin. The record is from RefSeq and is a predicted model, not a curated record. NCBI's taxonomy places the organism in Eukaryota, Metazoa, Chordata, Actinopteri, Beloniformes, Belonidae. Bases 11 to 667 code for a protein of 218 amino acids.
AUCAGUCGCCAUGGCCAGAACCAAGCAGACCGCUCGUAAGUCCACCGGAGGCAAAGCCCCCAGGAAGCAGCUGGCCACCAAGGCCGCCCGGAAGAGCGCCCCGGCCACCGGCGGAGUGAAGAAGCCUCACCGCUACAGGCCCGGUACCGUGGCUCUGAGGGAGAUCCGCCGCUACCAGAAGUCCACGGAGCUGCUGAUCCGCAAGCUGCCCUUCCAGCGGCUGGUGAGAGAAAUCGCUCAGGACUUCAAGACCGACCUGCGCUUCCAGAGCUCCGCCGUCAUGGCCCUGCAGGAGGCCAGCGAGGCUUACCUGGUGGGGCUGUUCGAGGACACCAACCUGUGCGUCAUAUUCAACAUGAGCGGACGAGGAAAAGGAGGAAAGGGUCUCGGUAAAGGAGGCGCUAAGCGUCACCGUAAAGUCCUCCGUGACAACAUCCAGGGAAUCACCAAACCCGCCAUCCGCCGUCUGGCUCGCCGUGGGGGGGUGAAGCGUAUCUCCGGUCUGAUCUACGAGGAGACCCGCGGUGUGCUGAAGGUCUUCCUGGAGAACGUGAUCCGUGAUGCCGUCACCUACACCGAGCACGCAAAGAGGAAGACGGUGACCGCCAUGGAUGUGGUGUACGCGCUCAAGAGACAGGGACGCACCCUGUACGGAUUCGGGGGUUAA